Alnus glutinosa is the source of this 3520-nucleotide messenger RNA. RefSeq names its product BTB/POZ domain-containing protein NPY2. NCBI's taxonomy places the organism in Eukaryota, Viridiplantae, Streptophyta, Magnoliopsida, Fagales, Betulaceae. The transcript has 5 exons. The coding region runs from base 1314 to 3191 and encodes 625 amino acids. Gene Ontology annotation, molecular function: protein binding. The record is from RefSeq and is a predicted model, not a curated record.
UAGUACGAGAGAGAGAGAGAGAGAGAGAGAGAGAGAGAGAGGUGGGUAAUGGGGUUAAUAAGGAACCAAGUGAAGGGUCAUUUAAUGAGGGAGUCCGGAUUAUGGGGGUAACAGCAAGAAAGCUGUAGUGUCAGUGUGGCGUGCAUGACUGAGCAAGUGUAAUGGUGAGUGUUAAUGCUCCCAAAAUUGAGUGAAUAUCAUCCAACUUUUUCAGGGAAAUCAUAGAGGAAAGAAAAGUGGGUGAGUAAAGGAAAGGGAAAGGGAAAAUAUUGUGCUUUGAGAAAGUGGUAGUGUUGGUACUAACGAGACUGUUAAAACAUUUGGUUACAGCUUGGCUUUUACUAUAAUAUGUGUUAUUUGGGUGGGCUCUGUGGUUGUACUUGAGGUUUUCGACGCAGAGACUGUGAGAACCAGCUCAUUUUCUGAUGGCUGCUUAAGCUUUUGGGUUGUUUCGUUAGCUUUUGGUCCUGUUUUUUUUGUGCUGCCGAGUUGAUCAGCCCUCCAGACUUAUUAAAGUUCUCAUGGACAGUCUUAAUGGCAGUGUCACUGCUCCGCUGAAUUCUUUCUGAUUCUUGACGCAAAAAGAUUGGAAUGCUGGUGUAAGAUUUUGUUUUUUCAAACUUCAACGGUUGAAAAAAAUCAUAUAUAAAGUUGAUUUUUUUUGGGUUUGGAACUUGAAGUUUUAAAGUCCACAAGACGCAUUGGUGGGGUGAAUCCUUAAAAAAAUGGAAAACAAAGGAACAAAGUGAUCAGGAAGAGAAAAGAAAUAGUGGGAGGAGUGAGGUGGAGUCAGAUUUGUGCUUGUGGUGUCACUGGUUUGAGAAUUAUUUUAGUCUUAGGACUCUGUUGGCUAUGUCUCCUGGGCUGACUAGGUGCGCCCGGGCUCCGUGGGCUUUGCCGCCGACCAAGGAAACAGCCUCUUCUCUGGCUCUCUUGGCAUUCAAGAGAACCUUUUCUUAAAAAAUUGCACAACCCCAUCUUGCGGUUCCCUUUAUCUCUUUCUCUCUCUUACUCGGACUCUUUUGCCUCGGUUGCUGUCAAAGAUUCGCUCUCAUACCCCCACAAGCAUAUAUCCUUCCCCCUCUUUGAGAUACUUCUUUUCUUUCUUGGAGAUCAGGAACUUGGUUGCAUUCAGAAAUUCUGGUCCCCACACUUAGGCGUAUUUCUUUCCAUUUCUGGGGAGAUUUCCUCGAUCGUGGGGUUUAUGAACGUUCACUGAGGAUGUGUGGUAGUGUCUAGUACUAAUCGGUUGAGUGUUGGAGAAGGCUGGUUUGAAGGUAUAAGGGCUGAAACUGAUCUUUUUGCUUUCAAAGAUGAAGUUCAUGAAACUUGGAUCGAAGCCGGAUUCCUUUCAGACUGAUGGGAACAAUGUCAGGUAUGUGUCAAGUGACUUGUCAACAGACAUUGUUCUCAUUGUAGGGGAUGUGAAAUUCUAUCUUCAUAAGUUUCCUCUACUGUCAAAGAGUGCCCGCCUGCAGAAGCUGGUCGCAACCACUAAUGAAGAGAACACAGAUGAAGUUCACAUUUCUGACAUUCCCGGUGGCCCUGCUGCCUUUGAGAUAUGUGCGAAGUUUUGUUAUGGCAUGACGGUCACCCUCAAUGCUUACAAUGUUGUUGCAGCUCGAUGUGCAGCUGAGUACCUAGAAAUGAAUGAGACCAUGGAGAGAGGAAACCUCAUUUACAAGAUUGACGUCUUUCUUAGCUCUAGCAUUUUCCGCAGCUGGAAAGACUCAAUCAUUGCCCUUCAGACUACGAAGUUUCUGUUACCAUUAUCUGAGGACUUGAAGGUGGUCAGCAGUUGCAUUGAAUCUAUAGCUACCAAGGCCUGUGUUGAUGUUUCCAAGGUUGACUGGUCCUAUACCUAUAACCGGAAGAAGCUACCAGAGGAAAAUGGGAAUGAUCUGAACUGCAAUGGUGUCAGAAAUCGUCUAGUGCCAAAUGACUGGUGGGUUGAGGAUUUGUGUGAGCUUGAAAACGAUCUAUAUAAGCGUGUUCUAAUGAAUAUUAAAAACAAAGGGAUAGUUUCUAAUGAUGUGAUUGGAGAAGCCUUAAAGGCCUAUGCUUAUAGAAGGUUGCAUGGAUUCAGCAAGGGUACGAUUCAGUCUGGAGAUAUGGUAAAGCAUCGGUCAAUAGUAGAUGCAAUAGUGUGGCUGUUGCCUGCAGAGAAAGGCAGUGUCUCUUGUAGUUUCUUGCUCAAGUUGUUGAAAGCUUCCAUUUCUCUGGACUUGGGGGAGAUGGCUAAGGGCGAGCUGGUGAGGAGACUAGGACAGCAACUGGAGGAGGCUUCUGUACAUGAUCUUUUGAUACGAGCACCAGAAGAUGGUGCUACAAUGUAUGAUGUUAAUACAGUACAGAAAAUAGUACAAGAGUUCCUAAUGCAAGAUCAGAAUGCUGAGAUUGAAUCACUAGAAACAAGGCAUGAGCUUCUGGGGACAAGAAGGCCAGGGAUUUUAUCAGAUGCUUCAAAGCUGAUGGUGGCAAAACUGAUAGAUGGAUACCUUGCUGAAAUUUCUAAGGAUCCCAAUCUACCCUUAUCGAAUUUUGUUGAUCUUGCUGAGAUGGUGUCUGGUAUCUCUAGGCCUGCUCAUGACGGGCUUUACCGCGCCAUUGACAUGUAUCUAAAGGAGCACCCGGGGAUCAGCAAGAGCGAGAGGAAAAGGAUAUGCAAGCUGAUGGACUGCAAGAAGCUAUCAGUUGAUGCGUGCAUGCAUGCCGUGCAGAAUGAGAGACUCCCAUUGCGUGUAGUUGUGCAGGUGCUCUUUUUCGAGCAGGUUAGGGCUGCUGCAUCAUCCGGCAGCAGCACGCCUGACCUACCCAAAGGCAUUAAGGAUCUAAAUGGUGGCUCUCAUGGGAGCUCAAGGUCAGCAACAACUAACACCGAGGAAGAAUGGGAUGCAGUAGCCACCGCUGAGGAGCUCAAGGCCCUAAAGGGGGAGCUAGCUGCUUUAAGGUUGGGCAAUGGAGUUGGAGUUAGUGAGAGAAAUGGAGAUGGUAAAAGUAAUGUAGACAAAGCUGCCAUUAGUAAAAUGAAAGGGCUGCUUAAGUCAAAGAAUAUCUUUUCAAAGCUUUGGUCUAGCAAAGGGGGGCAAGGUGAGAAUAGUGGCUCAGAUUCAUCUGAUAGUCUUGGUUCUGCAAACCCUGAAGAAGUUAAAUCAACACCUUCCAGAAAUAGGAGACACUCAGUAUCUUAGAAAUGACAGACUUAGUAUUGGUGGGCUCUUUUUGGGCUUUUUGCCUUCUUAAUGACAUUAGCAACUUCAAAAGUAGUGCUUAUCGUUUAAUUUAGCAAAAAUGAAGUGCAUAUAGUUUUUGGAUGAAGAGUUUAGAGUUGAUUUUGCUGAGAAUUUUACAGUUACUGAGAAACUUACCACUUGAGGGAAUAAAAAGGCAGGGUACUUGUAUAUAAUAAGACAAAUGCCCAAAGAGGUAGAGCUCUUGCCAUAUAUGGUGUCUGCCCAUCAGUCUUAACAGGUUAUUUUCUCUCACAAUGCAGGGCCAUUCAUCUCUUUGAGCUACAUAA